Messenger RNA from Bombina bombina (fire-bellied toad), 10149 nucleotides. RefSeq lists its product as uncharacterized. Bases 31 to 9768 code for a protein of 3245 amino acids. The record is from RefSeq and is a predicted model, not a curated record. Gene Ontology annotation, molecular function: protein binding. NCBI's taxonomy places the organism in Eukaryota, Metazoa, Chordata, Amphibia, Anura, Bombinatoridae. The transcript has 40 exons.
CUAUCUGAAACCUCUUCUCACAAGCUGAGCAUGAAAACUCAACGCAGAAUACAAGAAAUGAUUAAAUUACACACAACUGUGUUCCUAGUUACACUCUUAUGCCAGAUGUCCUCUGGGCAAAAAGAUCUCCAGAUCACUGGCAUAACAUGUCCCAACUCCGCUCAGCUUCAGAUUUUCUGGAACUCCACUUCCAGUCAGGUGUCAUAUUUUAUGUUGGAUUUGCGAGUGGUGAACAAUUCAGCCAUCCCUGCUGUUAGUAUUUUCAGCACUGGGUCCUCUCGGAACAGAACGGUGCAGGGUCUACGAGCAGGAACAUUCUACAACGUGACACUGAAAUCCUACUCUGCUAAUAGUGCACUGCUGGGGACAACCUGGGCACAGUCACAGACAGUGCCAGCGACUCCCCAGAUCAUCUCAUCCAGUGGUAUCUCCAGCUCGGAGAUCACAGUCACAUGGGCAGCACAGGUGGGAGCCAAUUACUACUUUCUGCUGAUAACACUGGGAUCAGAGAGCAUCAAUCAGACGCACAGCACCCUCAACUGUACCGUGGUGGGACUACAGCCCUCAACUGUCUACAGCCUGACAUUAUACGCUGUGAACUCUGCAGGAUCAAGCGCAGCCAGUAAAAGCAUGACGGCUCUCACAUUGACUCCCCCACCAGUCAACAUCACACUAAUUCCUGUAUCAAGCUACUCAGUGGAAUUAACAUGGUCAAGUGUCAAGAAUGCUCUAAUGUAUGGAAUCUACAUCUAUGAACAAGGACCACCCAACAUGCUGGUUGUAAUCAGGAAAACCACGUCAACUAAUAUAAUCCUAACUAACCUGCUUCCCUGCACUAAAUAUAUUUUUGCAAUGGUGUCGUACAAUUGGUUUUAUACAGCUGGGGAGGAAAACCGUGUGCUGCAUGUGACCGGAACACUUGAUGCCCCACGUGACCUCACAGUGCUCUACUCCAGUAAUGUGGCAUCUGCAGUGGUGUCCUGGCAUUCCAGUGUUGGAGCUUCAUUUUACGUGGCCAGUGCCAAAUCAGAGCAUGCGCAUGAGGUGCGCUGUAACACGUCCUCUAGCAGCUGUGAGAUUCAGGGACUCCUGUGUGAGCAGAAAUACUCAGUCAGCGUCACUGCAGAAACUGAGAGCUGCAGUAACAACAUGAGUGGAAACAUAACGCUGGCGACAGCCCCGUGCUCCCCGGAGAAUGUCACCGUUGUACGUGACUGCGAGAUCAACACUGUUAGUCUGUACUGGAAUCCAGUUAAAGGGGCCCUUAAAUAUACAGCGUCUGCGCUUGCCUUGGAUGGCAACAAAGUAGAAUGUUCCAACCAGGACACCAACUGCUUCUUUUUAAACCUGAUGUGCGGAAUGGAGUAUGUCAUGAGUGUUUCUGCCUUUGAUGGAACCACAAAUGGUACUAGCAGUCCUGGCAUCAAAGUACAAACUGCUCCCUGUGACCCCUCUAUCCUGAUGGCCAAUUCCAGUUGCCAGGACAGCAGCCUCCUUGUUUCAUGGGCACAAUCAGAGGGAGCCCUUUACUAUAUGGCAACAGCGCUGGGCAGCAGUGGGACCACAUAUAACUGCACAUCACUGAACACCAGUUGCAAGAUUAUGGGGCUGCAGUGUGGGGAGAGCUUGUCUGUUGCUGUAGUCGCCUACGACAAUUCAUGUCCGAGCACCAUGAGUAACAGCAAAGAGGUGGUGACAGGUCCUUGUGCACCCAGACAUAUUACAGCCCUGACUGACUGUGUUGACCACUCCAGCCUCAUCCAAUGGGAAUACAGUGAGGGAGCCAUUUCGUAUACAGUUCAUGCCAAUGCCAAAGACUUACCUGAAUACACCUGUAAAUCAUUUGACCUGGGCUGUUCCUUUACUGACCUGCCAUGUGGUCAGAUAUUCAGUGUGUUUGUAACGGCAUCUAAUGACCAAUGUGACAGUGCUCCGAGUCCCCUUACUGAGAUCCGGACAGUGCCAUGUGUUCCACAAAAUGUAAGAAGUGAAGUCAUUUGUGACCCAAACGUUCUCCUUGUCACCUGGGCACAGGGCGCUGAAAAUGUGACAUUUGUGGCCUCUGCCCAAGAGAGUGAUUCUGUAUACUACAAUUGUACAUCCCAGGAAAACUCGUGUGAAAUUAGUAAUAUCCACUGUGGUCAGAUUUAUUCUGUGUCUGUCCGUGCGGAUAAUGGUCGGUGCACUUCACUCUCCAAUGAGACAGCUCCGGUUUACUCAGCUCCUUGCAAGCCCACCCAAGUGACAGCCAGAAACAUGUACACAAACGGCACUGCUGAGAUUUUUUGGAGCAAAAGCCAAGGACUUGGAGUAGAAAUGUAUGUGGCCACUUUGCAGAGUCCCGAAGGGUCACUUCUGAUGUGUCAGUCGGAAUCAGAACACUGUAUAAUCCAGGGAACUAAGUGUGGACAAUCAUACUUGGUAAAUGUCACCGCUCUGGGUACAGACUGCCAGAGUCCCGCCAGCACAGUCUUUGUAGAUCCAGUUCCUUGCUCUCCAGGAAGUUUGGAUAUCCAUAUAUCUCCUGGUCUUGUGGUUGUGACCUGGGUGGAGACACCAGGAGCUGUGAAUUACACUGCAGAGAUUAUAGGAGCCGGUGGAGAUACACACAUAUGUCAGACAUCAAAUACGACAUGUUCAGUGACGGAACUCUUAUGUGGUCACCAGUACAAUGUAUCAUUAACCGCUAUUGGACUCCAAAGCAACAGUAACACAAGUGACACAGUGGCAUUUCACACUGCUCCCUGCACCCCCCAAAAUGUCACUGUGCAGCUGGAUUAUAUAACAAAUAUUGCAACCGUUUUCUGGGCCAGCAGCCAGGGCCAAGAGAUAUAUACUGCAGUAGCAGUGGGCACGAAUGGGGAUACAUUCAUGUGCAGCGCCACUGACACAUCUUGUGAUAUUACUGGCUUACACUGUGGGUAUUUCUACUCUGUAUCUGUACAAGCAACCAAUGAGAAUAGGAAGAGUGAACAGAGCCUGCCCAUAGAAAUACAGACCGCACCUUGCUCUCCAUUGAAUCUAGAUGUAAAUGUCUCUUCUGGCCUUGUGAUUGUGUCCUGGGAAGAGGCACUGGGAGCAGUGAAUUACUCUGCACAGAUAAUGGGGAUUGGUGGAGAGACACACACAUGUCAAACAUCAAAUACAACAUGUUUUGUGGUGGACCUCUUGUGUAGCCAUCAAUACAAUGUUUCUAUAAGAGCCAUUGGAAAUUGGAGCCAAAGCAACACUAGCGACACUACACAGUUUCAAAGUGCUCCCUGCACCCCUGAAAAUGUUACAGUGCGGAUGAAUUCUCUCGCUAAUAUUGCAACUGUUUUCUGGCACAGCAGUGAGGGACCAGAGAACUAUACUGCAAUAGUGAUGGCAAUGGAUGGGGAGGAAUUUAUAUGUCAUUCCUCAGAUGCAUCUUGCGAUAUCACUGGAUUAAGCUGUGGGCAGAUAUACUCUGUAUCAGUACAAGCAGCCAAUGGAAAUAGCAACAGUAAACCAAGCAUCCCAAUACAAUUACAGACAGCUCCCUGUACCCCAGUUCUACAACAACCACAACUGAGCUGUGAGAUUAACACAGCCUUUCUUGCCUGGAACCCAAGCAGAGGAGCAGUCAGUUAUGCAUCUAAUGCUACUGACACUAAGGGACGGACUCUUUCCUGCAGUACUGAAAACACCAGCUGCAUUGUCAGUGAACUACAGUGCGGCCAGACAUACAAUUUCACUGUCAUAGCAGCCAACAGCCAGGGCUACAGUCCAGCUAGUGCUGUAGCCACCAUCCGAACUGCACCCUGCCAACCUCAGAAUGUGGUUGCACAAAUGGAUUGUGGCAGCUCCAUGACCAACUUAAGUUGGGAGGAAGCCCCUGGGGCAGAGGGUUACAUAACUAGAUUGUGGUCAACGAGGGGAGAAUAUCUGGUGUGUAACAGCUCAGACUUGAUCUGUGAGGUCAGAGGACUUCGGUGUGGUCAGAAUUACAAUGUGAGUGUGACGGCAUAUGACAAUCACUGUGAGAGCAAAAGCAGUUCCCCAAUGCCGGUAUACACAGUGCCAUGUGUCCCCACUGAUGUGCAGUUCAACAUCAACUGUGAGUCUAAUAUGGUGACAUUGUCAUGGGCGUCAGCACCUGGAGCUGAGAAUUACACCUCGGUGCUAACAGGACCUCAUGGGGAGAAACAUUACUGCCAAGCAGAAGACACCUCCUGUACUUUUGACCAACUCUCCUGUGGUUUGGAGUAUGAUGCUGUGGUUGGCGCAGUGGGACGCACAUGUAACAGUGACUUAAGCACCCCCAUUAAAGCUUAUGCUGCUCCUUGUCAGCCAACAAACCUAAGUGCGCAGUUGGAGUGUGGAGCGGACCAUGCGUUGCUGUCCUGGGGUGCAGCUCUCGGAGGAGGGACGUACACUGCGACUCUCAGUUCGCCCAGCGGGCAGAGCAAGUCCUGCAGCACAAAUGAAACAAGCUGUGACGUGUUUGGCAUACAAUGUGGUCAGACUUAUACUUUAUCAGUGGAGACCAUUGGUACAAUGUGCAGCAGCAGCAGAGCUGUCUCACCUGAUGUUAUACAGACAGCUCCCUGUGUGCCAGAGAACCUCACCAUAGUGCACACCUGCAAGGACAGCAGUGCGGUACUUACCUGGAGUCAGGUGCAUGGGGCGGAGAAUUACACUGCACUAGUGACAGCGGCUGACAGUCAGACUCUCACAUGUCACACAUCAAACAACAGCUGUCAUUUCACAGCCCUUCAGUGUGGUCAGAUGUAUAAUAUCACAGUGACAGCAUCAAACACAAAGUGCUAUGGGGAGAGCAGCAACACCACCCAGUUUAUCACAGCCCCCUGUGCUCCUGCUAAUGUUCUGGUACAGACAGACUGUAUGACCGGCUCUGUGGCUUUGUCAUGGGAUGAGAUGAAUGGAGUUUUAGUUUACACCUCUUACCUAACUGCUUCUGAUGGUGCGAAUCGAACCUGUAUCUCCGCACAAGCAAACUGCACAAUCACCAGCCUGCCAUGUGGACAGGAAUAUGUUGCAACUGUGCUGGCUGCUAACCAUGAGUGUCAAGGGCCACCAAGCAGAGCUGUGACAUUAUGGACUGCACCCUGUGUCCCUGCAAGUGUCAGCACCGUCCUGGAAUGUGCUGAGGAUGCUGCACUCAUCUCCUGGACUGAGUCUCAAGGGGCGGUAAAUUAUUCGUCAUCAGUGACCGGACCCCAGGGAGAACUUUAUACCUGUAGCAGCUGGAACACGUCCUGUCGUGUAUCGCACCUCCUGUGCGGGGAAACGUACAAUGUGUCUGUCACAGCCCAGAAUACUGUGUGCAGCAGCGCAGCAACCAGCAUUAUUGUGCUCCAGACACGUCCUUGUGCACCCUUUAAUCUUACAGUAUCUCAGUCCUGCUCCUCUAACGUGGCUCAUCUACAGUGGCUAGGGUCUGAAGGAGCAGUGCAUUAUGGUUCUAGCCUAACAUCGUCCACUGGAGAUAUCUACACAUGUAACACCACUGGCACAAGCUGUGACAUCGGCCGGCUUCAGUGUGGGGAGACUUACAGUGUGUCCAUCACUGCCUUCAGCAGCCAAUGUGCCACCCACACUCCUGAGAUGCUGAGCUUCCAAACAGCCCCCUGUUUGCCCACUAAUGUGAGGGCUCACCUGUUAUGUGACACUGGUGAUGCAUCAGUGCUGUGGGAUUCUGCACAGGGAGCGACUGUGUAUUCAGCUGUUGUGACUGGGAGUGAUGAGUGGAACAGAACAUGCACCUCAGCCAAUACAACAUGUGACAUCAGUGACCUGAUGUGUGGGCAGACGUAUCAUGUGACCAUCACAGCGUCUAACGCCUGGUGUAACAGCACAGCGCUGACAGCCCAGGUCUACACAGCUCCCUGUGCACCACAGAAUGUGAAAGCCGUGGUCCUGUGUGGCCUGAAUCUGACAACUGUGUCUUGGGACCUGACACCCGGCGCGUGGAAUUACACUGCAGUUGUGACAGGGGGAGAGGAGCGAUCUUGCAGUACGUCUGGCUCCGCGUGUAACAUUCAGGGGCUGGAGUGUGGUCAGACCUAUAAUGUUACAGUUAGAGCCACAGGAGAGCAGUGCAGCAUCACUAGCCCUUCCCUGGAGUUUCCCGGAGCUCCUUGUACUCCAAACAAUGUGACAACGCAGAUCCACUGCAGUGACAACGCAGCUACAGUGAGCUGGGAGCCAGCGUCAGGGGGUGUCAGCUAUGUGUCAGAUAUUAUAGGAGCUAAUGGACUACACCUCUCCUGCAAUAGCACAGGAACCAGCUGCAAUGUGAGUGACUUGCAGUGUGGUCACAUCUACCGUGUCACUGUCACCGCUGUAAAUGGCCAGUGUCUCAGUGAGCCCAGCAUCCCAGCUCAGCUGCAGGCUGGUCCCUGUGUCCCUCAGAUUGUAGAUGUGACACCUACAUGUUCCUCAGACCACGUCACACUGUCAUGGGGCAGUGCUGCUGGUGCGGAACGCUACCUGGGAAUUAUACGCGAAGGGGAAGGGACCACGCUGACUUGCAACACCACUGAACAAAGUUGUGGUAUCUCUGCAGUGGAGUGUGGCCGAUCGUACAGCGCAAGUGUAGAAGCGUUUAAUAAUCAGUGUAGCAGUGGGGCCAGCUUCCCUUUUACUGUGACCACAGCUCCCUGUGUCCCAACUAAUUUCCACAGCUCUUUAGACUGUGACUCACACAAGGUAUCAGUGUUGUGGGAUUCAGCGCGUGGGACGGAUAAGUACACAGUCAAAGCUUAUAAUGGACAGAAUGAGACCUCAUGUGUCACAGCAAACACCUCCUGUGAAUUUAAUGACCUGAUGUGUGACAGCAGCUAUGAAAUUACAAUUAUCAGCUCAUCUGAAACCUGCAACAGCACCAGAAACGGCUCUCUCCAAGUGAAAACAAUUCCUUGUGCUCCCCAUGUCCUGGAAGCUUUUGCAGCGUGUGAGAAUAAUUCAGCAUUUGUCUAUUGGGAUUUGAGUUCUAAUGCCCGGUCGUACACAGUCAGAAUGGAGGAAGACAGCACAGUGUUCUGCAAUACAACUGACACCGUCUGUGAGAUCCAGGGAUUGCAUUGUGGGAGCAAUUACACAGCAACUGUCUGGGCUGAUGAUGGGACAUGCAGGAGGCCGAGUAGCUCUGGAAUGGCGUUUAGAACAGCACCGUGUGUCCCACAGAUUGUUACUUCUGCAGUGAUGUGUGAGCAAGAUGAGCUAUUAGUGUCCUGGAAUGCCAGCUCUGGUGCCACCAGCUACUGUGCCACAGCACUGGGACUUCAGGGUCACCUUAUUUCAGCUAUCACAGAGGAUCUCAGCUCUGUACUGAGCACCCUGCAAUGUGGGGAAACGUAUGAUGUGACUGUAGUGGCCGUGCACGAGGAGUGCAAGAGCCCUGACAGCCGAGCAGUGACCAUCACAGCUGCUCCCUGCAGCCCCCUGCACCUCACGGCAACACCUGACUGUGGUGGAAACGCAACGUCCGCGUCCUGGGUGUCCAGUGCUGGAGCAAAGUCAUAUGAAGCUGUUUUUAAAGGUCCAGAGGGUGACAAAGCUUCUUGCAACACAACUGCCUCCUGGUGUGCAGUGUCUGGACUUAACUGUGGUCAGGUUUAUAAUGUCACUGUCACAGCUUUUGACGGUUUGUGUGAGAGCGCAGUCACAGAUGUCACGCAGGUAACUACAGCACCGUGUAUACCCACCAGUGCCGCAGCUUGGGUAGAAUGUGCUACUGAUCGUAUAAAUGUCACCUGGGCACCAAGCAGAGGGGCUGUGUCAUAUACAGUCAGUGCCACUGGAAGGGACAAUCACACGCUCACAUGUAACACAACCACCAACGGAUGUGCCAUCACAGGAGUCCUCUGCGGAGACAGUUACACAAUCUCACUGGUGGCUCUGGGCAAAGACUGCACCAGCUCUGUGGUGUCUGUGGGAUCUGCUGAGACAGCUCCGUGUGUCCCUGGUCCUGUGGUGGUGCAGACUGAGUGUCUUACAGACAGGGCCCUGGUGUCAUGGGAAGAGAACAAUAUCAGACAACCUUACUACACAGUGGUUGCACACAAUGCAUCAGAAAGUGAGCUCUCUUGCACAACCUUUAACUCCUCCUGCAGUAUUUGGGGUUUGGAAUGUGGGCAGCAAUACAACGUCACUGUAUCUGCCUCCAACCGGCACUGCCACUCUGCUCAGAGUAUAGUGCACAAGAUCAGCACAGCCCCAUGUAAACCCCAAAUGUUGAGGACAAGCGUGGACUGUGCGAGUAAUGAUGCUCACUUGUCGUGGGCCAAGAGCACAGGAGCCGGGUAUUACGUGGUCACCCUGUAUGGCAAUGACACCACCCAGAUGUGCAACACCACAAACACCAGCUGCGUGUUCCCUGCCUUGCAGUGCGGUCAGACGUACAACGCUUCAGUGGUUGCUGUGGAUGAGCAGUGCACUAGCGUCUUAUCAUCUACAGGCACCUUUCAGUCAGCUCCGUGCCAACCUAUAAAUCUACACAGCCAACUUGAUUGUGCGACCCACGGUGCAGAGUUAUUUUGGGACCCCAGUAAAGGGGCUACUGAUGGGUACAGUAUAGAAAUAUGGAUUGCUAAUGUGACUGUCACUUCAUAUAUCACCACAAAUACUUCCUUUAUGUCUGAAGCUUUUCCUUGUGGCCAGACAUACGGCUUCACUAUGGUGGCACUUGGUGGGACAUGUAACAGCACCAGAAGUGGAAUUCACUACCAGAAAACAGUUCCCUGUACCCCGGAAUAUAUUAUGUCAGCAAGUGAUUGUCCCACUGGUGCCGCUGAGAUUGGCUGGUCUCUGAGCAGAGGAGCGUAUGAAUACCAUGUAGUGGCGUCUGUAGACGGUCAGGUGAUGGCGUCCUGCAAUAGCACCAGUGGAAACUGUUCUCUCGCAGACCUGGAGUGCGGCCUGUCCUAUAAAACGGAAGUGAAGGCUCUAGACUAUGUCUGUAGCAGUAGCUACUCUACCCCGGGCUACAUAGAUACAGCCCCAUGUGUCCCACAAAAUCCUGCAGUGCGGAUGGAGUGCACGAAUAAUUCUGCCGUGUUCACGUGGGAGAGAAGCAGAGGGGCUCUGUAUUAUAUGGCAGCGGUAAAGCAUGAGGGAAAUCUCAUGUACACAUGUCAGACAAAUGACACAGUCUGUGAAGUUUCAAACUUAACCUGCGGACAUGUAUAUUCUUUUUCUGUAUCAGCGAAUAGCUUACGGUGUGAGAGUUCCUAUACCGAACCUAUAAUGGCUGGCGUCGUCCCCUGCCCUCCUGACCAAGUGCAAGCCUCAAUCUACCACCGCACCAAGAAGCCUCAGGAGGUUCAGGUUUCGUGGAAUGGGAGUUGGUGUGGAGCUGAUUAUAUGGUAACUGUGCAGGGCGCAAGCGCAAAUGACCCAGAAUCCUUGUUCUUCCUGAAUUCCUACUGGACAUCAUACACAGACUUCUACAUUCCUGUGCCGUGCAGCUCCUCUUAUAAUGCCACAGUAACUGCGAGGAACCUGGCUGGGGAGAGCAAAGCUAGUCAUCCGAUAGGUGGUUACACAGCUCCCUGCACUCCACAAGUAAACCCACCAGUCUUGUCUGAAGGAACCAUAUUUGUUUCAUGGGUGAUGACCACAAAUACAGACGAGUACAGAGUCGUGGAAUCUGGUGGUAAUGUCACCGUGUGCAGAACUACAGAGCUGGCCUGCUCCUUCCCCCUGACCAACUCUACUCUGUAUGUCAUUGCGGUGAAUCCUUCAGGAGAGAGUGAGCCAACAGUUGUUACAGGAUAUAUCUGACCAUAAAUCUAAAAUAUUUAGAAACAUCUCCAGCUGCUCAUAGCAGUGAAUAAACACAGAACGUGUUUCAUCAGCUCUGCAAUGUACAUAGGCACCACUGGUCCUGAGAAGAUAAUGAAUACAAUGAACAGACUGCACCGCUAGGUGUUCUUUAGCACAUACAUGUAUAUAUUUUAUGAGUCAUAUUUUUCUCGCAAGCUUAACCAAUAUCAUAAAUAUGCUGGUGUUUAAUAAAAUCAUUUGUUUGCACUAACUGAUCCUGUUACAAUGUAAAUUUAUAAGUGUCCGAUUGUAGAACAUGGCUGUUAUCUGCAGAUAACAUUCUCUACAUGUCCUACACCUUUAUUGGAUCUGCUGGAGUAUAUUAAAAUGGUUUAUACA